Linnemannia hyalina is the source of this 948-nucleotide messenger RNA. Lineage: Eukaryota; Fungi; Mortierellomycota; Mortierellomycetes; Mortierellales; Mortierellaceae. The record is from the annotation of a GenBank genome assembly.
AUGAAGGCUGAACCGGUUCCAGCUGCUGCUGCUCCAGCUGCUGCUCCUGCUGCUCCUGAUGCUGUUGAGACCCCGCAAGGUCAUGUCGACAAGCGAAAUUACCGUAUCCAGACUACAACCGCAGAGGCUCCUGAGGCCACGUACCCGGCCGAGCUCUGGCCCAAGUACAAGCGCAAGCGCGACUACAACGACAUCACCGAAACCGAGCUCGCAAACUCCCUCGACACCACUGGUAUUUGGGAUGUUGUUGAGCGACGCGCUGACAAGAAUGGCCCCAUCUCUAUGCCCACACACACCCCCGAACCGCCGAAGACGAUGACCACGUCCAAGCCCGAGCCAAAGCCAGAGACCGAGACCAAGGUCAAAACCAGGACCAAGCAGCUUCCCGUCAAACCCACACGCGCACCUAAAAGUCCACCUCGGCCCAACCUUCCUCCUCCAGUCCCCGCUCCUUCUUCUGCUCCGUCCCCAACCCCACCCUCGGCCCCGGCUCCAGGCCCAGGUUCUGCUAAACCGAACCCACCAUCAGAGCCUCAAACCGGGUCAGCCAUGAUUUCCAACAACGUCAAAAUCGUCGAAAAUUGCCGCUCAGUCACACUGACCUGGAAGAUCUUCAUCGACAAGUCGCAAGCCAUCCUCCGAUGGCGCCACGAGAUUUCGUACUUCAUUGACCGGGGCUCAAGCGACUCGCUCAUCUUCCUGGGAGGAAGUGUGCUCCAAGAUGAGAACACCAAGGUUAUUAGCGAAAGCACCGAACAGUCGAUUUAUUUUUCGCCCGAUGGCGGUUUCGGUGUCAGGAUCUCACCCGUCGGGCAUGGGACGGCACUUGUUUGGUUCUGGAAAAGUCAGACGCGCGAGUUUUCGAAGCCGAGUAACAUUGUGCCUUAUUCGGGGGAUGAUAUGAAAUAUGGGUAUGACUACUGGGAUUGUAUUCCCCCGUCUUGGUAG